Brassica oleracea var. oleracea is the source of this 887-nucleotide messenger RNA. RefSeq names its product CRIB domain-containing protein RIC3-like. Lineage: Eukaryota; Viridiplantae; Streptophyta; Magnoliopsida; Brassicales; Brassicaceae. The record is from RefSeq and is a predicted model, not a curated record.
AUUCCUUGUUAAGUCGAACGUUUUUAAAUGGUUUUUUACAGAAAACGCUGAUUUGCUCUACAAGUCAGGGCUUGGCGCAUUCACAGCAUCUGAACUUCUAACAGAAAAUCAUGACGACCGUGAAAGGCCUUCUUAAAGGUCUUCGCUACAUUACUCAGAUUUUCGAUGAAGAUAAAGACCAAGAUAUCCAGAUCGGGUUUCCCACCGAUGUAAAGCAUGUUGCGCACAUCGGAUCCGACGGUCCUGCAGCCAAUAUGCCAAGCUGGAUGGGUGACUUCAAACCUCAAGAGCAUGAGAAUGGUCAAGUUGUUUCCCGAGGAGAUGUGACCAACAAUCCAAUAGGGGAAGGAGUUGGAUUACAAGAGCUGUUGCCUCCUCCUGAGAAACAGAAGCACAAGAAGACAAGGCGUAAAUCCGAGACGACCUCACAAAACGGUUCUCCUCCCAGGAGAAGCAGCAACGCUUCAACGUCGGAUAUGCUACCAAAACAUUCGAGACGUCACAGCAGGAGUAGGCACGGGUCGAUGGACUCAUCGAAUGAUCCAUCAGUCAGGAGGAAGCGUGUUGUCUCGGUUAACGAGGCAGAAGGUUCUGAUCCUCUUUCAGAUAGUUCCACAAAGGUGAAAGGAUCAGAAGGAGGAGGAGAGGUAUCCAUGAAGAAGACGAAAGCAAAACCCGAGAGUUCUAUUGUUCAACCGGUCGAUGUAUGUAAUGAUGGUAAUACCAGUAACAAAGACUAAAAACAUAGAAUGGUUUUGGUGACCUGGGGCUGUGUUGAGUGUGUAUGUAUGUGAAUAGUCUAGUUUUUCUUGACCGAUCCAUAGAGAAAAACAUUUUAGUGUCACAAAGGCGAUGAUUACCACUAGAAAGGUUGUGAUGAAAUCAUA